Molecule: messenger RNA, 1884 nt
Organism: Beauveria bassiana ARSEF 2860
Lineage: Eukaryota; Fungi; Ascomycota; Sordariomycetes; Hypocreales; Cordycipitaceae
Product: Not1 domain-containing protein
Exons: 3
Coding region: 1-1884 (627 amino acids)
Biological process (GO): regulation of DNA-templated transcription; nuclear-transcribed mRNA poly(A) tail shortening
Cellular component (GO): P-body; nucleus; CCR4-NOT core complex
Source: RefSeq, a predicted model, not a curated record
AUGGCGGCCCGAAAACUACAACAAGAGGUCGACAAGUGCUUCAAAAAGGUGGCCGAAGGUGUUGCCGAGUUCGAGUCCAUCUACGACAAGAUUGAGCUGUCGAAUAAUCCGGCACAAAAGGAGAAACUCGAGGACAACUUGAAGCGUGAAAUCAAGAAGCUACAGCGACUUCGCGAUCAAAUCAAGACAUGGGCUGCCAGCAAUGACAUCAAGGACAAGGCGCCGUUGCUAGAUCACCGCAAACUGAUAGAAACCCAAAUGGAAAAGUUCAAGGCGGUAGAAAAGGCAAUGAAGACGAAAGCCUAUUCCAAAGAAGGGUUAUCAGCGGCAGCAAAACUGGAUCCCAAGGAACAAGCCAAGGUUGAGGCAGGCGAGUUUCUGAGUAGCAUGGUCGACGAGUUGGAACAGCAAAUCGAGACGUUAGAGGCCGAGAGCGAGCAAAUACAAGCGACCAUGAAGAAGGGCAAAAAUCAGGGUGCCAAGGCGGAUCGCAUCGCCGAAAUUGAGCGUGUAAUAGAACGGCACAAGUGGCAUCAGGGCAAACUGGAACUCAUCAGGCGCUCACUGGAGAAUGGCGGCGUCGAGACGGAGCAAGUAAACGAUCUUGAGGAGAGCAUUCGCUAUUACGUGUCUGAUGGCAUGAACGAGGACUUCAUGGAAGACGAUGAGAUGUACGACGAGCUGAACCUGGAAGACGACGAAGGAGUCUUUGGCAUGGGCGCAGACGGCGAAAGAGGGUCAUCGCAAGACAACCAAUCCGUACAAGACGAUCCUGAACCGAUACCCGAAACCGCGCUGAAACCUGUUCGAAAAGCAGCAAAAGAAAACGAAUCCUCGUCAUCGCGUAAAGGCUCUGCUCAAACGAAGUCACCCUUACCGGCGCUUGCUACUUUACAUACGCCUUUAUCAACCAUCAGUAAUGGUUCGACUGCUAGCAUGAAGCCCGCCACAAUACCUACAAGAGCGCCUGGCGAAACAUUGAAGUACGCCUCUGCCGCCGCGGCCGCCGCGGCAAGUGACAGGGCCAACGUAGGUAUAUCGCCACUACCUCCUCCGCCUGGCAGCGCUGGCAUCUCUUCGCUUCCCUCGGGGCCGUCGACAUCCAACUCGCCCGCUGUAACCGCGGCCCAACCCGCGCAGCAGACGCCGAUACAAGCACCAGCCAGUGUUGCAACUCCGGCCCCCGAAGAGCCCUCCCCGGAGCCCGCUCCUGCGCCGUCUGCGCCUACGACAAGUCGAGCAGCCAAGAAGUCGAAGGCUGCAGGCAAGCAGCCGGCUGUUGCUACCGAACCCAAGGAGACGCCUGCAACGAACGGCACGACAUCGAAUGGGGUCAAGUCCAAGACGCUAGCCCACGUCCCUGAAGAAGAGAGCAUAUAUCACCUGCCCGCUGCUCUGCAGGAUCUGGUUGAGUCGUACGAGAUGGCCAAGAAACACCCACCGUCGCAGUCGGCGCCGUCAACGCUGCGUCUUAUGGAUGCAAGCCAGGCCAAUUGCCCGGACCAGCUCGACUCUGAUGCGCCGCGCAGCUACCGACCGGAGAACCCCGUGCCGCAGGGUAUGUCGAGCUUUCCGCGCACGCCGCUUCCAAUCUUUGAGGACCCGCGACUGUAUCAGCGCAUCGAUCCUGAUACGCUAUUCUACGUGUUUUACUAUAAGCAAGGCACCGCGCAGCAAUACCUUGCCGCCAAAGCACUUAAGGACCAAAGCUGGCGGUUCCACAAGCAGUAUCAAACGUGGUUUCAGCGGCAUGAAGAGCCCAAGAGUAUUACGGAAGAGUAUGAACAAGGGACAUAUCGUUUUUUUGAUUAUGAGAGCACUUGGAUGAAUCGACGUAAGGCCGACUUCAAAUUUGCUUACAAGUUCCUCGAAGACGAGGUGUAG